Cladophialophora yegresii CBS 114405 is the source of this 873-nucleotide messenger RNA. RefSeq lists its product as uncharacterized. Gene Ontology annotation, cellular component: cytosol. NCBI's taxonomy places the organism in Eukaryota, Fungi, Ascomycota, Eurotiomycetes, Chaetothyriales, Herpotrichiellaceae. The record is from RefSeq and is a predicted model, not a curated record. Bases 1 to 873 code for a protein of 290 amino acids. The transcript has a single exon. Gene Ontology annotation, biological process: pentose catabolic process. Gene Ontology annotation, molecular function: aldehyde-lyase activity.
AUGGAGACCAUGGAAAUGGAUUCUCUGGAUCAGUUUCUCUCUCAGUUGAUCACGGCAUUUCACAUACUACAUCAACACGAGGUUAUAGACGAGCACGGUCAGAUAUCCGUACGAAAUCCUCGCGAUCCUUCGACCUUCUUCACCAGCAGCCGUCCAGCGAUCCUAGUCUCUUCGAAAAGCGACCUCGAGCAGUGGCACGUCUUCGAUGGCACCCCUGUAAGAAACCCAUACGCCGGCUGUCGCAAAGUCGAGUCCGUCCCGGAACAGUCGGAGCAUUACACACACAGCUCUAUCUACUUCCGAUACCCCGGUGUCCGCAGUAUUAUACACUCGCACUGUAGAGCAGCAAUCAUCUACGGCCUUUGUGACAGCGAAGUCAGCAUGUUACAGCCUAGCUAUCUAAUGGCAGGCUUUUUGGGGCCCUCGCCUCCUAUCUUCGAUCCUUCGAAAUAUUACGACGCUCUACCACCAUCUCAACCACAAAACUUGAUGGUAAACUGUCAGUAUCUUGGUGAUGCCUUGGCAGAGGCGCUUUAUAGAGGCCGGGACGGCGAGAUGAGGUUGGACGGUGUGUCGUCACACGACCUUCCUAGGCACAAGGUCAUCUUCCAGCGUGGUCAUGGCUAUACUGUCUGGGCUGAGAGUGUUGAAGACGCUGUAUGGAGGGCGAUACAUGUCCGUCGCGACGCAGACAUACAAACAGCAGCCGUGAUGCAACGUGCCACGUCCGAGCAGAACAUCGUCUAUCUAUCAGGCAAGGAAGCGGUUGAUUGUGAUAGGACCAUCAACCAUGCAACUUACGAACAGUGGUUGGCAUGGACUGUGGCAGCAGAAAGGUCAGGUCUCUACCGCAACCUUCUCAGACCGACAUAG